GCUGAUGCGCUAGCCGUGUGGGGCGCUCCGGGAGGCGGCGGCGGCGGCGGCGGUGGCGGUGGUGGCGGCGGUUCUCGUAGGCGGUUCCGGUCCUGUAUCUCAGGGCGGCGGCGGUUCAUGGCGGCGACGGAGCUGAGAGGAGUGGUGGGGCCGGGGCCGGCAGCCAUUGCAGCUCCCGGCGGCGGCGGCGGCGGCGCCGGUCCUCCUGUAGUGGGAGGCGGCGGCGGCGGCGGCGGCGGCGGUGGCGGUGGCGGCGGUGGUAGUGGCGGCCGCGGCGACGCUGGGCCCGGCUCCGGGAUAGCGUCGGGGACGGUGGCCGCAGCGGCUGCAGGUGGCCCGGGUUCCGGAGCCGGAGGAGUGGCGGCGUCGGGCCCGACUCCUGCGCCAGCGGCCGGGGGUUCGGGCGGCUCGGGCGCCGGGAGUUCGGGGUCGGCUCGAGAGGGCUGGCUCUUCAAAUGGACCAAUUACAUCAAAGGCUACCAGCGGCGGUGGUUCGUGCUGAGCAACGGACUCCUGAGCUACUACAGGUCAAAGGCAGAAAUGAGACACACCUGCCGUGGUACCAUCAACCUCGCCACCGCAAACAUCACUGUCGAGGAUUCGUGUAACUUCAUCAUUUCCAAUGGGGGCGCCCAGACCUACCAUCUGAAAGCUAGCUCAGAAGUAGAGAGGCAGCGCUGGGUGACAGCUCUGGAGCUGGCUAAGGCCAAGGCCGUUAAGAUGCUGGCAGAAUCAGAUGAAUCAGGAGAUGAAGAGUCUGUUUCACAAACUGACAAGACUGAGCUGCAGAAUACCCUCCGAACCCUCUCCAGCAAAGUGGAAGACCUGAGCACAUGCAAUGACUUGAUAGCUAAGCAUGGCACAGCCCUGCAGCGUUCCCUCAGUGAGCUGGAAUCCCUGAAGUUGCCUGCUGAGAGCAAUGAAAAGAUCAAACAGGUCAACGAGAGAGCCACACUCUUUAGGAUAACAUCCAAUGCCAUGAUCAAUGCCUGCAGAGAUUUUCUCAUGUUAGCCCAGACCCAUAGCAAAAAGUGGCAGAAGUCACUACAGUAUGAAAGAGACCAGCGUAUCCGAUUGGAAGAGACCCUGGAGCAGCUGGCAAAGCAACACAAUCACCUGGAGAGGGCCUUUCGGGGAGCCACAGUGCUGCCAGCAAACACUCCUGGCAGUGCUGGUUCUGUUAAAGAUCAGUGCUGCUCUGGCAAAGGGGACAUGAGUGAUGAAGAUGAUGAGAAUGAAUUUUUUGAUGCACCAGAGAUCAUCACCAUGCCUGAAAAUCUGGGCCACAAACGCACUGGCAGCAACAUCAGUGGGGCCAGUAGUGACAUCAGCCUCGAUGAACAGUACAAGCAUCAGCUGGAGGAGACCAAAAAGGAAAAGAGAACGAGAAUACCAUACAAGCCGAACUAUAGUCUCAAUUUAUGGAGCAUCAUGAAGAACUGCAUCGGAAAAGAACUCUCCAAGAUCCCCAUGCCGGUGAACUUUAAUGAGCCACUGUCCAUGCUUCAGCGCCUUACUGAAGAUCUGGAAUACCAUGAGUUGUUAGACCGAGCUGCAAAAUGUGAGAACUCUCUGGAACAGCUCUGCUAUGUUGCGGCUUUCACCGUGUCCUCCUACUCCACUACUGUCUUCCGAACCAGCAAGCCAUUCAACCCACUCCUUGGGGAGACCUUUGAGCUGGACCGGCUAGAGGAGAAUGGGUACCGAUCCCUCUGUGAGCAGGUGAGUCACCACCCCCCUGCUGCUGCGCACCAUGCUGAGUCUAGAAAUGGCUGGACACUGCGUCAGGAAAUCAAAAUCACCAGCAAGUUUCGGGGCAAAUAUCUCUCUAUUAUGCCCCUCGGUACCAUCCACUGUAUUUUCCAUGCCACUGGGCACCACUACACUUGGAAGAAAGUGACUACCACAGUGCAUAACAUUAUCGUGGGCAAGUUGUGGAUAGAUCAGUCUGGUGAAAUUGAUAUUAUAAAUCACAAGACAGGAGACAAGUGUAAUCUUAAAUUUGUUCCUUAUAGCUACUUCUCUCGGGAUGUAGCAAGAAAGGUGACAGGAGAAGUGACAGAUCCAUCAGGAAAAGUUCACUUUGCCCUUCUGGGGACAUGGGAUGAGAAAAUGGAUUGCUUCAAAGUACAACCAGCUUCUGGGGAGAAUGGGGGUGACGCUCGCCAGAGAGGCCACGAAGCCGAGGAAAGCAGAGUCAUGCUGUGGAAAAGAAACCCCUUACCGAAGAAUGCAGAAAACAUGUACUACUUCUCAGAGCUAGCUCUAACUCUCAAUGCCUGGGAAGGUGGCACUGCGCCCACAGACAGCAGGUUAAGGCCCGACCAGAGACUGAUGGAAAAUGGACGCUGGGAUGAAGCGAAUGCUGAGAAGCAGCGCCUGGAGGAAAAACAAAGACUUUCGAGAAAGAAGAGAGAAGCCGAAGCUAUGAAGGCCACGGAAGAUGGUAAUGGAUUUGCCUUGUCUUCCUGCUUCUUGGCAGGUGGAGAGAGCCAGCUCUUAAUUGUGCCUCUUUUCCCUCUUUCCCUUUCAGGCACACCCUAUGAUCCCUAUAAGGCACUGUGGUUUGAGCGAAAGAAGGACCCUGUGACCAAGGAGCUAACCCAUAUUUAUAGGGGUGACUACUGGGAGUGUAAAGAAAAGCAGGACUGGAACUCGUGUCCAGACAUUUUCUGAAGGAGCAGUAACACAGAGGAAGAGGAUUGAUCGGAGAAGAGGACAGAGGAUGUGUGGGAAAGCUGGCAGUUGCGACUCUUACCAAGUGCUUUCCUCAAGUUUGUCUGUCUUAACCAAUCACUUUUUCCAAAUCAAUCACCAGAAGCAGACACCAGUGGUGGUGAUUGGCUGGUUGCCUUAGCUGAUUGACACUGAAAUCAACAUACUAGAUAACUAUGUUUGUAUGGGAGAGGAUUAGUGGCUGAAAGUUAGUGUUACUCUCCCUCUGCCAAGUCAAGAAUUCUUGGCUCUUCUUUCUCCUUCUGCACCCAUUUAAGAUGAUGUCAUUUGCCCUCCCCUUGUAGUAUCCUGCUCAGCCAAGAUCUGCAUAAGAUUGUGAUUCAUGAGCAUUUUUGGUGCUGUUCAGAGCAAGAACUGAUUUUAAAGUUCCUUUAAAAAGAAACACAUAAGACUUUAGCCAGCAGAGGCACUGUUCAUGGUUGCGGCGGAGCUUGGGUCUAACAGGAAUGCGUGCGCAUGAGGGUCAAUUGUGUGGGCCAAUUCGUGUGUAGACAACCAAGGUCCUGGGACGGCUGCAAGGCAGGUGGCUCUGUGGGGCCGGAAUCUUAACUUACCUUCUUGGAAGAUCCUAUCUUCACUCGCAUAAAGUACCCCUCUGCCGUUCUCCGCCUUUGACAGCAGCUGGAAGCCACUUUGGUGGUUUGUACGAGGGGUGCAUCGUCCUCACAUAAAGGUUUUAUGGACUCCUCAGGCGGAGGACUGAGAAAACAGGCAGGAUGGAAAAAGACUGCCAGCCACUUUUACCUUUCCAAGUCUCACCCACAUCCUUCAUUGCCUUUCUCACUCCUCACCCAGCACACACCUGUAUGGGUUUGUGACCCCGUCUGGAGCCAAACCGUUCCUGUCCGUUCUGAUAGAGUUCAGAAUUUGAGAGCAGUUGAUCUGGAACAAAGUUUUCACCAUCUCUCAAACCCCAUGGACUGGAGCCACCUCUGGAAUAAUGUGUUAAAUAUCUGUAUAUUAUAUAUAUGUAGAGAAAAAUUAAUUUUUUGUUUGAUUUUCCUUCCUCCCAUUGAGAAUCUUGGGUUUUGUAUAUCAUUUGUCUCCCUGGGACUCUGUCUUAGACAUAUGUUCAUGAGGAUGGGCACUCUUCUACUGCCCAUGUCUUAGGAGCAGAUUUGGAGCCCAAGCCAGAUCACAUCUGGUAGUUACUGAACUGAGUCGUGCCCAGGAUUUGUAUCCUAGGGUGCCCAUUGCUGUGUAAGCUCUCCCUUCUUUGAAAAUGAAAUCCUUGUCUCUUUCCUGCCUCUUUGCUUUGUUAGGAAGAAUAUGGUAGGAAGUUUGGAGAGUACUUUCUGGUUUACUUUGGGCUCUGUUCUGUACACAGGCUAAAUCCCAAAGGAAUUUUCUUGCCAUAAUGGGGGGCUGAAAGCGCCAUCAUGUAGAGUGCAUAAGAGAACUCCUUCUGGCUUCCUUCUUUGUUCUGUCUUUGUUCUCUUUGUCUUAUUCAGAAAUCUAACCCCUGUGCCACCUGCCCUUGGUUGAGGAUCACAAAUCGAGGUGCCUUCCUUGUAUGCUUUCUGUUAGUGUUUUCUGUUUCUGUUCCUUAACUACUGAGCCUCAGCCAGUGUGGGUCCUGGGGGAAAAUAUCAUUCCAGAGGAAGCCAUCCCUCCAGGGAAAUUGGGUUUUACUAGGUAAAUCAGUGCUUUUAUCCUUCCCCCAUUCCCUUCUUCCCUCUCUGAAAUAAGCACGAGAGAGGAGCACGCCGGGAAUUUCUUCCUGAGAACCCCUUUUCCACCACAGGCCAGGGGUUAUGCCAGCGCUUGUCCCAGGAGGCCCGUGAAAGCUGGGACCUUCUCCAGGGACUUUGGAAGUAGUGGGAAUUCCCUAACGAAACCGAACUCCCCUGCCUUCUCUCCCUUGUCUUCCUCUACAAUCUGCACUACAUUUCUGGCUCAAUCCCCAGAUUCCUGCUAGUGGAAGAAGUUUUAAGAGUCCUAAAGGUGGAAUAAAGUCACAUCAAAACAAAACUAUAUAUA
Molecule: messenger RNA, 4716 nt
Organism: Perognathus longimembris pacificus (Pacific pocket mouse)
Lineage: Eukaryota; Metazoa; Chordata; Mammalia; Rodentia; Heteromyidae
Gene: Osbp
Product: oxysterol binding protein
Exons: 13
Coding region: 118-2676 (852 amino acids)
Cellular component (GO): intracellular membrane-bounded organelle; membrane; cytosol
Molecular function (GO): sterol binding
Source: RefSeq, a predicted model, not a curated record